Desarmillaria tabescens is the source of this 1236-nucleotide messenger RNA. RefSeq lists its product as uncharacterized. Bases 170 to 811 code for a protein of 213 amino acids. The record is from RefSeq and is a predicted model, not a curated record. The transcript has 2 exons. Lineage: Eukaryota; Fungi; Basidiomycota; Agaricomycetes; Agaricales; Physalacriaceae.
GGCCUGUACAGUGGUCGAUCGCUGAGACAAAAUUUUCUCUCUUCACCGCCUCGAGAAGAAGGUCAAAGUGAACCAAAAUGUGGAGCAUCAUCAGGUAUAAAUUGCAGGGGACAACGUCGCCUUCAACCACACAAAUCAACGAACAUCUCUACCAAACUACUACUGCACAAUGAACGUACUUCCCACAGAAGUACUUGCCCAAAUCAUCGAGGAAGCAUGGGCACUUCCUCUCACACCCUUCGAACGACUCCGAAUGGCGACCUCAUCUGUUCUCGUCAGCAAAUCGUUCGCAUGGGAAUUCACUCGCGUGUUCUGCACCGACGUACACGUUUUUUCACCCUCCCAUCUUAACCACGUCAUCGGCCGAAUGCUACAACGAGACACCGUAGCCUUCCAGUUGACCGACUCGUCCUUUUCGCCGUCAUCAUUCUGUAGGUCCAUCACUUUCCUCCUCGAAGUCGAUCCCCAUGGCACUAAUCCUGUAACGCACCCAGUAUCCGAGGAAAUGCACGACCUCAUGCCAGUUCUUCAGCAAUUAUUCCCCAAAGCCAGCCGGAUAUCGAUGAACUACCACAACUGGUGGUAUAACGACGCUUCGCUCGCACGGCUCCAGCUUCCGGAACAAGUCACCGAGCUGGAGUUGAUGUACACGCAUAGCGAGUGGUACCUACAAGAUCGUCUGGAGAAGAUUUCGAGGAUCGAUGUCAUCCCACCGUACGACUUGCCCGGAGUGAAGAAGUUGACGAUCAGGGGAGGGAAUCGCCUGUUCAACAGCCAAAUAAAACAGACUUGUUACAACGCUCGAGACUGAUGCAUGAUGAAUAAACGGACAAUAGCUAUUGGUUGAAUUACUUGGACUUUUCUUCUUUGUUUCUGUCGCAUGAUCUAUCAUCUAUCUUAGUACUUCUGGACUUGCUAUCUAUAUCCUCUUUUCGUUUAUCUUUCACCAUGUUACAUUUUGGACAAUUCAAGUUUUUAACACGAGCUAUUCCCGAUCCGGGAUGUUAUCGUCAAUACAGACUACUUGGAUCCACUUCCUAUUCGUGCAUGGCUUUCAAGAAGCGGCUCAUGGCUAAUCGUUGUCAAUGCAUUAAACCCGACAACACUCAUCCACGAGCGCCAGCUUACAAUCCGUGGCUAGAGUAACAACCAUAUACCUUCCACUACACUGCCAACAUGUUCACCAACGGAUAUUAUGUCUGCUAGUUUCAUUGCAUAUCAUUUCAGCCUAUAAUU